Messenger RNA from Prinia subflava (tawny-flanked prinia), 3796 nucleotides. RefSeq names its product shisa family member 5 (gene SHISA5). Gene Ontology annotation, cellular component: endoplasmic reticulum. The record is from RefSeq and is a predicted model, not a curated record. The coding region runs from base 16 to 798 and encodes 260 amino acids. NCBI's taxonomy places the organism in Eukaryota, Metazoa, Chordata, Aves, Passeriformes, Cisticolidae. The transcript is spliced from 6 exons. Gene Ontology annotation, biological process: positive regulation of canonical NF-kappaB signal transduction.
AUUGCAGCAACCGCGAUGAGGAACAGGGGCCGGAGCCGCAGCCGGGGAACAGGGAACAGGGGUCGGGGAACUGGGAUCGGGUGUCAGGGACCGCCUCAGCGCUUCCCGUGCCGGGCCCGCCCCUCCCUCUGUCUCUGCCGCUUUCCGCGGGGCGCGGCUGCCCUCAGGCGCUGUGUCGGGGAGCGCUGCGCUUCUGCCUUUUCUCCUCUCCGUCCUCUGCCUCCUCCUGCUGCGGGCAGCCGGAUGCCUGACCUAGAAGACUCUCUGGAAGAUUUAAAGAAGAUCGGCGAGAAAAUGAGGGAACUCAGUGGAUCGCUGUCCAACAACUGGAUCUCUGAGCCGGAGAUUUUUCAGGAUCCUGAUGAUUUCUUCAAUUCUGGCCCCAGUUUUGGAACCCUUGUUGCCAUUGGAGUUACUGUUUUUGCAGUGAUUGUUGUUACUAUUAUCCUGUGCCUCACCUGUUCCUGUUGCUGUCUGUACAAAGCAUGUCGAAGACCACAGCCUGUGGUGACCACCACUGCCACCACCACGGUGGUGCACUCAGCCUACCCCCAGCAGCCAGCAGUGCCCCCCAGCUACCCGGCAGCUCCGUACCAGGGCUACCAGCCCGUGGCUGUGCAGCCCCAGCCGGGGAUGCCCGCAGCCCCCUACCCUGCACAGUACCCUCCCCCCUACCCCAUGCAGCCGCCAGGACCCCCAGCUUACCAUGAAACCGUGGCAGCUGGUGCUGGAGCCCCUUACCCCACCCAGCCCCCUUACAACCCUGCUUACAUGGAUCCUCAGAAGCCCACCUAUUGAAAAGCUCCUCCACUGUGCUUCUCCAUACAAAACUUUUCAAAAUAUCAUUUGUUCUGUUUACAUCAUGCACCUGUACUAUAUUUCUCUGGAAGACAACAAUCUUUUGUCUAAGUAGAGUGAAAAUCAGUUCAGUAUCUUCUUAUUUUUAAUGCUCCAAGGAAGGAGUAUUUUUCUUGCAGAAGUUCCUUUAUACCUCAAGCAAAUACAAAAAGAGAUCUUGCUCUAGAUACAAGGAGAGAAAUGUGAAGAUGGAGCAUUUCAGAAAUACAGAACCACAAUACUAUUUGCUGUGCAAUAAUUUUGAGAGGAAUGAUCUAAUAUGAGCAUUGUCAAAUACCCAAAGCUGUAGCAAUCUUUUGCACAGUAUUAAAAUGUAAAAACUUAACCUCUAAGAAACUACCUGAUACAUGUUACGUAAGUUCUGCCUGUUUUGAAGCUACUAUUGUUAGGUAAGCUACCACUUGAUAUGUUUGAUUUACCAUUCAAAAGGGAAUUUUCCUUUUUUGCAACACAUUUACCUUUGGUAAGGGGUAGUAAACCAUGUUUAAUUGCAUUUGAGCUAGUUCUAAAUAGCACAAGUUGGUUAUUUCCUUGUUUUCUGUCCCAAUUUUAAGGUUUAUAAACUGUGCCUCAUUUGGGUGUUAUAGCUAAACAUUAACAGAGUCUCUGCCACUUAAUGGACCAAAUAGAUCAAAAGCUGAAACCCUGAAAAUUCUUCUUAAAAAUGAUUGGAUGAGUAUUUCUUGUUCAGGUAGUAUUGGACAAGCUUACUUCAGCCAUCUGUUACUGAUGAGUUUGGAAUUAAAAUCAGCCCCUUAAUCACAUGUUAAGCAGAGAUAUUCAGUCCUGCCUCAUCACAGAUAAGGAAUUUAUUUUACAGGAGAGAUUGGAUGAUGGCAGAAGGUUGGGGUUUUCAAAUGCUCAGGGUUUUUCCACUUUCUCUAGUGGGAACUGUAGGUGGCAGGAACCUAAGAAUUACCAACUUUUAUAAAUCCAGUCUGCACUGGAGUAACAAUGUGCUGGGUGAGGGGCCACAGUGGGCAUUAAACCUCCCUUUUGUCUUCAACAUUGCCAUAAAGCUGAGCAGAGAAUGAGGAGUCAGGGAAAGGAGGGAUUUGGUCACAGCCAGGUGAUGUAUUUUUAGGAAGGUAAUACUUUCAGUCGUGAAACAUCUUGAGACAUCUUCAUGACUGUUAACACUACUGGGGCUUUAGGCUUUGUGAAUCUUUCAUUACUCAUAUAUGGUGGGGGGUUUUUUCACUGUCUUCAACAAUUCUCUUUUCCAACAUGAAAUGCAAUUUGUCGUUAAUCCUCCUAGAACUAUGUUGUUAUUUGCAUGUAUCACUGUGACAUAAUUAGCGAAAUAAUUUUAAUACAUCUUUUACACUGAUUUUACUUUUUUAGAGAGGCCUUUGAGCCAUUUGUCCUGUGAUUCUACAUUUGGGGUAUAUUAUUGUUUGGUGGUAUUGUUUUACCUCACGGAGUGGAUGGAAAUUGCUGCUGUCAAAGGCAGCCUUGUUCCUCUCCCUGAUUUUUUGAGUUUAUUUCUGGAUUAUUCCAAUUCUUUUUUUAAGAAAGUUUUCAGGGCAUUUCAGAAGAAACUCAUUGAAAGCUUUUACAUUGGGGUUCAUGACAACCUGUGCCCCUCUGUUAACACCUCUCAGUUGAAGUUAAUAGCAUGAAGUGGUGCCAAGAGGCAUUUAGAGAGCAGGUAUCCAUGCAUCCUGUGUCUGCACGUGCCUCCUCUUUCCUGCCCUGUCAGCUGAGAAAUUGGGCAAAACUUUAGUACACUGUCAGGUGUUACAUGGGAACAACCAAAAGAGGAUGGUGUCUCCUGUAUGGAGGAGGAAAUGUUGCCUUAGAAAUCUGGAAUGUUUCUGUGGGAGGGCACUGAGUAACUGGAGAAAUAAAUCCCUUGCUACAGAUCCCACCCCUGGUGUUUAUUCAUGGAGAAGGAGGGCAGAGAUUGUUCCAGCACCUUUGUUAGCCUGGCUGGAGCCAGCCAGGGAGAGCACAGGCACAGCACCCAGUGUGGGCCUUCCUGAGGUUUGUACUGUGCCCUGCUCUUCCUGUCCCCCCAGGUGUGACACAGGGAGCAGCUUGUGGCAGUCACAGUGUCAUGUUUGGGGUGUGAGAGAAAAUCUGCAGUGUCACAGCAGGAUGGCUCAGUCAUCAUCCCCGAGGAGAUGGGAGGGAAGUAAAAAAGUGGCAGCAAAAACAGACAUUCCCAAAUAGGAGGUUUUGGGGUGGAAAUUGUACAGACCAAAGAGAUGGUCCUGAAUUGCCACUGCUCUGUGUGUGGUGGUGGGAGAUGAGGGGUGGGUGGGGUUCAGGAGCAUGAAAAUGUCACAAAGGAAAGCUUCAGUGGACAUGUGCAAAUAGUAACUAUAUACAAGUGAAGACAUCAAUCAUUAAUGUACAAUGAUCUGCCCUAGCAGUACUAUUACUAAUUCAGUUACAAAACUUACUGAAAAAAGAUAAACUGCCCCAGUUCACAAUUAAUCGGAUUGUGAUUAAUUUCUUAUUGUUAGUGCUUAAUCAUCAUUAACAAUGAGGUGUAGGACCAAAUUUUGUUUGGUUCUUGCCCUGCAGCCUUGUUGAAGCUUGUUUUCAAAUACUGAAGAGAAUGGGAUGGUUACAGAAAAGAUGGAGAUGAUCCCUAAGUUUUCAGUUUAAGCACUGCUGAUGUGUCAGUCCCAGCAGCUAUUGCCUUCACAUCACACUUGUUCUCCACAGUGCUGUCAGGAGGGGAGAGGGAGCUUAAGACUUUAAAUGUUGGUAUAUCUUAUUUUUUUUUAAAUUCUGUAAGUGCCUUUGUUUCAGAAAUGUUUUGUGAAAUUAAAUACAGUAGAAUAUUGAAUUUACUAGAUAAUCAUUGUUGCUUUUGUUACAUACUGUAACCUUGCUUUGUAUGUUGUUUGUAGGCUAAACAUAAGUAUUCAAACCAAAUGGCAUAAAUUCUAUGCACCUUUGUAAUAAAUGCAGUGUUUGAAGUACA